This is a messenger RNA of Williopsis jadinii, 2440 nucleotides long. RefSeq names its product cleavage polyadenylation factor subunit YSH1 (gene YSH1). Gene Ontology annotation, cellular component: mRNA cleavage and polyadenylation specificity factor complex. Bases 262 to 2358 code for a protein of 698 amino acids. The record is from RefSeq and is a predicted model, not a curated record. Gene Ontology annotation, molecular function: 5'-3' exonuclease activity; RNA endonuclease activity; RNA binding. The transcript has 2 exons. Lineage: Eukaryota; Fungi; Ascomycota; Saccharomycetes; Phaffomycetales; Wickerhamomycetaceae. Gene Ontology annotation, biological process: mRNA 3'-end processing by stem-loop binding and cleavage.
CUGCCGAGCAUUCAACCCAUUUGACCUGGUAAACAGUGUAAUACCAUCGCGUACAGUCAUCAGAGGUACGCUUGGACUCGCUGAACUGCAUCUAACCAGCUAUAUAAGGGGGCUUGUAAGAACGAAUUGCUCAAUAAGCUGGCAGAUCUUUGAACAAAAAAUUUCCAUAGAGAAGAAACCACAUUCCAACAACACUUUGGCUGUUCAGCGUUGUAACCCAAUCAUUGGCCCUAUAAGCAGUGCAAAGUUCCAAGAAAGAUCAUGGACAACAAAAUUGACGAUACAGAUUCCUUCAAGUUCAUUGCACUUGGAGGCGGUUCCGAAGUUGGAAGAUCAUGCCACAUCAUCCAGUACAAAGGUAAGACGAUCAUGCUCGACGCCGGUGUUCACCCGGCGUUUAGUGGUAUUGCUGCUCUGCCCUUCUACGAUGAGUUUGACCUGGCCACUGUGGACAUAUUACUCAUCUCGCAUUUCCAUUUGGAUCACGCUGCUUCUCUUCCAUAUGUGAUGCAACACACCAACUUCAAGGGAAGGGUGUUCAUGACACAUCCUACCAAGGCCAUCUAUCGCUGGCUGCUGACUGAUUUUGUGAAAGUGACGUCGAUUGGCUCUACAAAUACAUUGUACUCUGAUGAAGAUCUGUUGGAGUCCUUUGACAAAAUUGAAACCGUUGAUUAUCAUUCCACCAUUGAGGUUGACGGUAUAAGAUUCACUGCGUUCCACGCAGGCCACGUUCUUGGUGCUGCUAUGUAUAUGAUUGAAAUAAGUGGGUUGAAGAUCUUAUUCACAGGUGACUACUCAAGAGAAGAGAGUCGUCAUUUGAACGUUGCAGAGGUACCACCUACGAAACCGGAUAUCUUGAUUACUGAGUCGACUUUCGGUACAGCUACACAUCAACCGAGACUGGAAAAGGAGCUCAGACUGACGAACUUAAUACACUCCACACUGGUCAAAGGUGGUAAUGUCCUACUGCCAGUCUUUGCCCUGGGAACCGCACAAGAGCUGCUCCUUAUCCUAGACGAAUACUGGUCCAAUCACCAAGAUCUGGAAAACGUCCGUGUAUACUUUGCAUCUUCAUUGGCAAAGAAAUGUUUAACUGUCUUCCAAACCUAUGUCAAUAUGAUGAACGAUAACAUCAGAAAGGCCUUCAGAGAUGAAAAUACAAACCCAUUCUUGUUCAAACAUGUUAAAAACAUCAAAAAUUUGGAUAGAUUUGAAGAUUUUGGACCCACAGUGGUUGUGGCAAGUCCUGGUAUGCUACAGAACGGUGUCUCCAGGGAACUACUGGAGAAGUGGGCCCCUGACUCGAGAAAUUCUGUGAUCUUGACCGGUUAUUCCGUGGAAGGUACGCUUGCAAAGACGUUAAUCACAGAGCCGGAUAUGAUACCGUCGAUUAAUAACCCAGAACAGAUGAUCCCAAGAAGAAUAAACAUUGAAGAGAUUUCCUUCGCUGCACACGUUGACUACGAACAGAACUCGAAGUUCAUUGAACUUGUUGAUCCAAAGUCUAUCAUCCUUGUCCAUGGUGAAUCCAACCCAAUGGGUAGAUUGAAAUCUGCGUUACUAUCAAAGUACUCUAAAUUCAAGGGAACAGACAAGGAAGUCAAGGUGUAUAACCCUAGAAAUUGUGAUGAACUCAGCCUAAAGUUCAAAGGCCUGACUAUUGCAAAGGCCAUGGGCUCUAUCGUUGAAGAUAAAGACAAACAAGUUCUCACCGGUGUUUUGAUUGCAAAGGAUUUUGACCUGAAUCUCAUGAAAGUUGACGACGUUAGGGAGUAUGCUGGAUUGACAUCUACCGUGGUGAAGGAGAGACAGACAAUACGUGUAGAUGCCGGCAGAGAUUUGAUACAAUGGCAUCUCACACAGAUGUUCGGCUAUGUCGAGGUUCUUAUCGAUGAAAAGGACGAGUACGAGGUGAAGGUUAUGAAUGAGGUCACAGUGAACUUUGACAAUUCUAUCUGUACAAUUGAAUGGGUUUCUGGUGUGAUCAACGACACCAUUGCUGACUCCGUUGUCGCUAUCUUGAUGUCAGUUGACUCCUCACCCGCAUCUGUCAAGAUGUCUUCUCAAUCUUGUCAACAUUCAGACAACGCUCCUGUACUCGCUGAUGCGUCCUUGACAACAAGGGUUAAGAGAAUAAAUCUGAUAUUAGAAGCACAAUUUGGCGAUGCUUUCACACCAAACGAAAACCAAUCAGGUGCCACUAUUAAGAUUGGUAAGAGUGAAGCACAAGUGGACUACGUGAAUUUAACAGUCACCUGUUCAUCCAAUGUUUUGAAGGGAAGAAUAGAAAAUGCUCUCAAUAGAGCCACUGAGCUGGUUGCACCAUUGGCCCAAAGAAAGGGUUUGAAGGUUUAAUUGAAGGCACAAUUUAUAAUUACACGAUCAAAGGUUGUAGAUUUUGAAGACCAAUACCGUAUAUAUACCAUUGAGUGAAAAG